UCUGUGACGCUCCCGUCGUAUCAGCUCCUUCUCUACUGCUGGCUAGUCCCUCACUGCCUCGACCUCCUUGUGCUGCCGUCUUGUUGGUGCGUCGGGCAGGCUAAUGCUCGCCGUCUCGCGGUGUCUUCUGUGCCGUCUUCGCCGUCUGAAACGCCGUCUGCCGGCUAUAAGGGACCUCGGAUGCGCCACAGCCAGACAAUCAGCGCCGCUAAAGCCUGCAUGUGGGUAGACAGACAGUUGAGGGAGAGAGGGAAGGUCAAAUGAUAGGAGCAGGCAAUCUGCGUCACCUGCGUAGCAAUUGCAUCUGCGUGUGUGGGUGUCGCAGUCGCCAUUGCCGCCACACGCGGCGUUGUCGUUGCCUGGGCACACACCGCCCUUGCUGAUGGGCGUACGUGGGUCGAUCUCCGCCACUAGUGAUGCAUCGGAUGUGUCACAGGCCGCCCCCUGCCACCCACUACCGCACAGACACGCCCCGUUGACGCACAGACCAUGGCCAUUGCAGUUGUCGCGACACUCCGGCAGCUGGAUGUCGCAAGCCACACCUACCGAGUACAAGAAUAAUUGGGUGUCUGUCUGCAGACCGUUUGACAGAGUCUGUCCGUUCUUCCACUGACCUGUGAAGCCUUCAUCGCACUGGCACUGAUUGGUGUGGACAUCGCAGCGGCCAUGAGUGCCGCAGCCGACCCCACCGCCGCAGGCAGCCGAUAUUGAGAGCACUGCAGGGGUGGUGGCGGACGGGGUGGGCUCUUGUCGCUGCUGGCACUCAUCACCCGUCCACCCUUCGUCGCACACACACGUGCCUGGGUCGUCGCAUGUGCCGUGUCCGCUGCAGCAGAAGCUGGUCGAACAGUCGAUGCCCUUCCAGCCGGCGAAACACAGACACGCACCCUGAACCAACACAGAAAGAGAGGCAUAUGAUCCAUGGUUUAUUAUGUGUGUGUAGUCGAUGGCCUGACCUCGACACAGUCUCCGUUGUGUGAGCAUUCGUUCGGACAGGCGUGCUCGCACAAAUGGCCACUGCAACCAAAGCGAGAGAGACAAAGGGAAAUGCAGACAGGUGGGAAUGGCAUCGUGUACACCCUGCACCUGUACCUGUAUCCUGGAUCGCAGUCGCACACGCCGUCGCGACACUUGCCGUGUCCGUUGCAGUCAUCGUCACACGACUUCUCGGGGUUUGUCCUCAGCGUCCACAUGGACGACCGCGAGUCUUGCAUCAGGCUGGACAGAGGGUGCAUCUGCAGCGACGACGUCUGGUACUGCCCGUUCUCCACCGAGCAGUCCACCCCGCCCCAUCCGUCCUCACACGCACAGCUGCCCUCGUUGCAGACCCCCCUCCCAUUGCACUCGACCGAUGACACGCCUACGGGCGGGCAUCGUUUGUCGGCGCAUGAGGGGCCCUUCCACUCCAGCUGGCAGGUGCACAGGCCGCCCUCACACGUGCCGUGGUCGCCAUUGCAGCCGUCCAGACAUGCGUCGGGGGAUGCUGUGGCCGUGGAUGGGAAUGUGGCGAAGGAGGACUGGUCUGCGUCGGAUGGUUGCAGCAGCUGGGCAUGCACUCGUGUCUCGCAGUGUGGGCCGGAGAACCCCGCCACGCAUAUGCAGCCCAUCUCCUCGCACACACCGUUCACGCCACAGUCGCCAUCAGUAGCACAUGCGGCACCAGCCGACGUCGCCAUGUCCCUGCCCGCCAAUGGCCGCCCCGUGUCGACCUCGUCGUGUGUUGUGAGAGCCGCCCGCGGACCGUUGCGAGGGAGGGAUGGGGGGGAUGAGUCGCCUUGCUGCCUUCCCUCCAAACUGUCGAGGCGAUGCAGAAGCAUCUUCACUCUAGACUCGAGCUGGCCCAGCUUGGUGCCGCCGCCACCCUUCGGUUGGAGGUCCCGCAGCUUGCCCAGCAGCCGAAUCGCCUCAGCUUUGUCGUCCCUCUUGGUGUGCGGUGUCGUGACCGUCUGGGGUGCUGGCUUGCCGACAAAGGUUGCGAGAUCCUCGGGAGUGUCGUCAUUGCUGUUGCCUUCAGGGGCUGCUGGCUCGGCUGCUGCGGGGGACAACUGCUGCACGAUGCCUCUCAGACGUGUGACCAGGGAGGGGUCAAUGCGUAAGGCAGAUCCGCGUGGUGCUGUGAGGGCCUGCAAGAGCUGCUUGCUGUAGAAGGCAGCGUCGGGUGAGCUGAGUGAAGAGUCCGUGGGCAGGUACUGGCUGGCAUCGCCCCCAGCAUCAGAUGGAUCGCUCAGAGGGCUUCUCAUAUCGACAUCCUCGUCAGCAGCUGGCGGCACGGCAUCCUUCACAAAGAGAUACUGCAAAAGGAAGAGAGACCCAUGAGCAACACACUCUAUUCUUUCUUACAUCAUGGCUCACCGGGCUGUACACUUGCUGAUUGCACGUUUCUCCGCCCCAGCCAUUGUGACAGUGGCAUUGCCCGGCCUCGCAUAUGCCAUGACCUGCAGGCACGAGCAACGACACGACACGACGUGUGGAGAGGCACUCGGCUGCUCGUCAAUCACCGUAUGCAAAGAUCCUUGCCUGAGCAGUCCGUCGGGCAUAGCUCUUGAAUGAAGCAGGUAGCCCCGGUCCACCCAGCGCCGCACACACACUUACCUGACACACAGGGGCGUGGACAAUACCAUGGGAAAUGGUACUGUCGUCUGCUGCUGGUGCCACGUACCGUCUACACAUUGUCCAUUGGGAGCGUUGCAGUCGUCUGGGCAAGGCUGCGGUACAUUGCAUACGUCGCCAGUCCACCCGCCCUCGCACUCACACAUCUCGACUCCACCACUGUGGGUGCACCGCCCGUGGCCGGAGCAUGCCCUCAGGCACCGAUACCCAUACCUAUUGUCGUCCACCAGUUCCCCGCCCCUCUCCUCCCCCGUUGCAUGCUGGACGGCAGAGGCACCCAGCGAUAUAUCAUCCUCAUCCUGUGUCGGCACAACAGACAGGAACAGCCUAUCAGGCAGGGACCGCAAUGUUUGUCGUGUGGACGUUGCACACCUGUGCCAGCAGUCGGAAGCUGCAGUCGGGCCCCGCCCAUUGGCCGUGGCAGACGCAGAAGCCGUUGAUGCACCGGCCAUGGGACGAGCAGCCGUGGGCGCAGGAAAUGACGGACGCAGCUGCGUGGCUGGACACCUGGACCAGCGAGGGAUGAAAGCCGUCAUCGGCUCUCAAGAUACCUGACGCAAACACCCAUGGGACGGGAGAUGCUCCAAAUGGAACCAAACACUUACCAUUCGUCUUGUUUGUGGCUGCAUCUGCCGCCCGUACACCGCCAACGGCACCCACAAGAAUCGACAAGAGGAACCAGAGGAUGCUCGUGGCUUUCAUGAUGGCAAUUCUCCAUCCUCUGACGCCCUCAUGCCCCUGGGGACUCCUUCCAAAGAGUGAAUUUACG
Molecule: messenger RNA, 3379 nt
Organism: Vitrella brassicaformis
Lineage: Eukaryota; Vitrellaceae
Source: the annotation of a GenBank genome assembly